This is a messenger RNA of Electrophorus electricus (electric eel), 3626 nucleotides long. It is a transcript of the gene tbx2b, whose product is annotated as T-box transcription factor 2b. Lineage: Eukaryota; Metazoa; Chordata; Actinopteri; Gymnotiformes; Gymnotidae. Gene Ontology annotation, molecular function: DNA-binding transcription factor activity, RNA polymerase II-specific; RNA polymerase II cis-regulatory region sequence-specific DNA binding. The record is from RefSeq and is a predicted model, not a curated record. Gene Ontology annotation, biological process: regulation of transcription by RNA polymerase II; positive regulation of DNA-templated transcription; cell fate specification. Gene Ontology annotation, cellular component: chromatin; nucleus.
AAACCACGCCUAUAGAGGCCCACAAUUGGUCCAGAAAGCGUAAAAUCAGCAAUCAAAGGGGCUUGGUUCAUUAGUGUUGGGCUAGGAGAAGGGAGGACAUGUGAGAUAGUCACAGAUCUGCAGAAGACGUAGCAGGACCUAAGCCUUGCCGCUCCGCGUCUGUGUCGAGUGAUUACGCCUGGAUGGGCGACUGCGUCGAAAGAGUCGUCUAGUUUUUAUAAGAACGACGGUCGCAGAAACGGAAUCCUCAAAUCUUCUCUCAAAGUGUGGCUGCGCUCACUUCGACUGGUAAUAUUAGGAAACUUUCGUGGAAGCAGCCUCUGCGGGGAUCGAAGUGGUGGUUCUCCGCCGUCCUGCUCGCUUUAGGCGUCAGUCCGUCGCCCUUUCUCAGAACAUACUUCGCACUGUAGUCGAAAUUGCCUCACUGCGCUUCUGCCUUCCCUAGCGAGACGACAGUGCAUUUAUUUGGAUACGCGCUGCUUUGAGAGAAGACCUCACUGAAUAUCAAAUUUCCUCCUCGAUUUUUUGGAUGCACCGAUGAGAGAUCCAGUUUUUUCAGGGACUGCCAUGGCUUACCACCCUUUCCACGCUCACCGGCCCACCGACUUCCCGAUGUCAGCUUUUUUAGCGGCCGCUCAACCCUCCCUCUUCCCCGCGUUGGCACUGCCUCCCGGAGCCCUCACUAAGCCGAUCCCGGACCACGCUUUGGCCGGAGCCGCCGAGGCAGCGCUUCAUCCCGCUUUGAGCCACCAUCACCAGGCGGCUCACCUUCGCAGCCUCAAAAGCCUAGAGCCGGAGGAGGAGGUCGAAGACGAUCCAAAAGUUACACUGGAAGCAAAGGAUCUAUGGGACCAGUUCCACAAAUUGGGAACAGAGAUGGUUAUUACAAAAUCUGGCAGGAGAAUGUUUCCGCCUUUUAAGGUCCGAAUAAACGGACUCGAUAAAAAAGCCAAGUACAUCCUCCUAAUGGAUAUCGUUGCUGCCGAUGACUGUCGCUAUAAGUUCCACAACUCCCGCUGGAUGGUAGCCGGCAAGGCGGACCCGGAGAUGCCCAAGCGAAUGUACAUACAUCCGGAUAGCCCCGCAACAGGAGAGCAAUGGAUGGCAAAGCCUGUUGCUUUCCAUAAACUGAAGCUGACAAACAACAUUUCGGACAAGCAUGGAUUUACUAUACUGAAUUCAAUGCAUAAAUACCAACCUAGGUUCCAUAUCGUGAGGGCCAAUGAUAUUCUGAAGCUUCCCUACAGCACGUUCAGGACGUACGUGUUUCCCGAAACCGAGUUCAUUGCUGUCACGGCAUAUCAAAAUGACAAGAUAACACAGCUGAAAAUCGAUAAUAAUCCCUUUGCCAAAGGCUUCAGAGAUACGGGGAAUGGAAGGCGAGAAAAAAGGAAACAGCUAACUCUCCCCUCAUUACACAUGUAUGAGGUUGGUCAGUGCAAAGUGGAUCGAGAUGGUGGAGACUCUGACGCCUCUUCAAGCGAGCCUGCUUCCGCACGGGACACUGGACACUCACCUGUCGAACCUGCGUCCAGCCCGCUCAGAUUCACUCGAGGAAGCAGAGAGGAUAAGAUUUGCACUGACAGUGAGCAUGAAAUAGACCACCAAGACGAACGGCACGCAGGUUCCAGCAGUCCUGGAAAGAAGCCCCCAUCCCCGUUCAGCCCCAGAUGCGAGGAGAGGGCGAGGGAAAGGCUCAGCCUGGAGAAGAGGGCGGACUACGCAGACCCCAGAAAGUCAAGCGAUUCCAUAUUCAACAUGGGGAACCCAGACAAAGACAAACUGGACAAUAAGCACAAGAAGGGAACCGAGUCGUCGAAGAAGGAGACGGAUAAUGGGGGUAUCAGUGGACAUAAAGACAGCUUUUCCCCGCUAAUGGUACAGACAGAGAGUCCCUCGCAUUUUGGGGCAGGACACUUGCAGAGUCUGGCCCUGUCGGGACUUCACAGUCAGCAGUUCUUUAACCCGCUGAACUCCGGCCAGCCCCUGCUGUUCCACCCUGGGCAGUUUGCUAUGGCGCCGGGGGCCUUCCCAGCCAUGGGCAUGGGACACCUUCUGGCCUCAGUAUCAGGAGCGAGCGGUUUGGAGAAUGGCAGUCUGCCCGUGCAGGCAGCAGGCAGCGCUCUGAGCUCGUUCCCCUUCCAUCUGUCUCAGGGCAUUCCCAUGCCGCCCUUCGGUGGGCUCUUCCCGUAUCCGUACACCUACAUGGCUGCAGCAGCCGCGGCAGCCUCCGCCCUCCCCACCAGCAGCUCCGCCUCGCCUCUUUCCAGGAACCCGUUCCUGAGCGGCUCACGCCCCCGGCUGCGUUUCAACCCCUACCAGCUCUCUGUGUCUAUUCCUCAAAGCACAAACCUCCUCACCACCGGACUACCAGGAGGCCUGAACCUCUCAUCGGAGUCCUCGAAAUCCGGCAGCAGGGAGACAAGUCCCGUGCCCGAUCAGCUUAACCACAAAGCCGGGUCCAGCCAGAGGAACGGCUCUCCCAAAACGACGCUGAAGGAAUCCAUUAACGAACUCCAGAACAUUCAGAGACUAGUCAGCGGCCUGGAGAGCCAGCGUGAGGCGUCCUCACCCAGGGAUUCGCCAAAGUGAUGGAGCGUCCCCGAACCUAUCCAGGGCAUGACUUGAAUUGCCAGAGGAUGUUAAGUGGCUCUCUGAAGGAUGUUGGUGUACUUUUGUUUUUACGCAUGGGCGAUCACAGUGGCAAUAUCAAACAAGAGAAAAACUAACAACCAAAAUGCUCUGUUGGAUAAGAAUUAACUGGGUGCUCUUGUUGUGGAAACUUGAACAGAUCUAGAAAAUGCUGCGAAGACAAUCUGAAAUAGCCUGUAGCCUAACGGAACGGACCCAACGCAACAGUUGCUGACAACCUCAUCAAUCCUCAUCAUGGAAAGAAAAACACAAAAAACAAAAACAAAAUGCAACUUUGGCAGAAUGUCUUUAGAAGGUGAAAAUAUCCCUGCUGGCCACAGAGUCAUGGAGAGACAUCGUUCAAACGACACUUGUAAACUUUAAAUCAACCAAGCUACGUCCCCCAAAAAAAAAGAAAAAAGAAAAGAAAAGAAAAAAAGUGUAUUUCAAAAAGGGAUUGAGAAGACAGCCUGUGGGCUGCUUAUGAUAUCCCACAGACAGUUAAACGUGAACUAUUUAUGUAAUUAAAAGAAAAGUAAUUCUGUAAAUAAGCUAUAAGGAUCCAAUAAUAUGCAAAUUGGUAAUAAUUUAUUCAAAGCUGUACAUUUGCGUGUACAUAAUAUUUAGAGUUUAACUCAUUGCCUUUUUCAUUUUACAUGAGCGUAUAUUGUAAAUGAAAGCUACUUAAUAGCGCUUGUUGGGUUGAAGCAGAGACGUCUGCCUGUGUCGCGCGAUGAAAGCGCGUGCCACCGCCGCGUGGUAGCCAGGGGCUGGAAGACGCUUCGCGCGAGGAGGCCGUCAGCCUCGCAGCGAGCUCGAGGGGCGCGCGCAGGGCUUGGAGAGCCCCGGGUGGUUUCACUCUCAGCACGGAAGAGCGCGACAGUCCUCCACACGGGGCCAGAACUCAGUAUGAGCGUGGUGCGUUUGCUGGGUGUCAAAUUUUUUGUUGUUGUUGUUGAAUUCUAUCACAGUUUCAAUAAAAUGUGUUGAAAUAA